Cucurbita moschata (crookneck pumpkin) is the source of this 2562-nucleotide messenger RNA. RefSeq lists its product as uncharacterized. The transcript has 11 exons. The record is from RefSeq and is a predicted model, not a curated record. The coding region runs from base 642 to 2375 and encodes 577 amino acids. Gene Ontology annotation, biological process: nucleobase-containing compound metabolic process. Lineage: Eukaryota; Viridiplantae; Streptophyta; Magnoliopsida; Cucurbitales; Cucurbitaceae. Gene Ontology annotation, molecular function: 3'-5' exonuclease activity; nucleic acid binding.
CAAGCUUGUAUUUUGGCUACUUCGUGAAUUUGGCUGUGGAGGAACAACAAGAUCUUUAGAGGGACUUUAGAAGUUGGUUUGGUUUAACUAUUUGUUAUGGACGGCAAGAGGGCUCCAUUCCCCUUUCGCAUUUCUCCAUCUUUCCAAUAUCUCUAGCUACUUGCUUCAUGAAGGCUUUUGGCUAAUAGAGGAGAGAUUACACAUUUGCAACUUGCUGAAGAUACAUAUUUUGCUUGGGCGACUUAACAAACAUUGAGAAAUUCAUUUCUCCAUAUUGCCAAGUGUUGAUGUUAUAUGGGAAGAAGUAAUAUCUUUUGCUUACAUCCUUUCUUGUUCUGAUAGACCCCAAAUUACUAAGGUCUACACUCGGAGAAAUAUGAGAGAAAUAGGAUGGCCAAAAUGAUGUAAUUUGUGAAGAAUGAGAGUUGUUAUCCGUAGGUGUGAGUGCGGGGGAUUGUGUGGGCCCAUAGGGGUUCUGUUAGUUUGGAGAAAAGCCCUUUUAUGGGUCAGUGAGGAGGGAAGCUGGUAUCUUCAUGUUUUGGCAUUUUGCUUUUUGUAGCUCUUGUUGAGCAUUUUGAAGAGGAGGGAGUUCUUAAAACUCUCUUGGCUUUGCCAAAUUAGACCAUUAUUUUCUCAUUGGCAUGGGGCUCGAUCAAAAUGUUGCUGAACCACGUGACCCUAUAGAUCAAACUCAUUUUGCGUGGAAAAUUGCUGUGCAUUCUCUUUCUGAUCUAUCUUAUAUAUCCCCUGUUGUAUUCUUAUACCUCCUAAAGGAAUGCUAUAUUCGUGGCACAUUGAAAGCAACUAAGAAGUUUCGAUCUCUUCAGCAACAAGUUCAUCUUGUUCUUCAUAAUGGUCCCCAACCUGGACCAGCUACAUUUGUUAUACAUUGCCUAUAUGUCUUGCCUAUUUUUGGGCUAUAUAGUGAAGGAUUCAGUCACUUGAUUACAUCAGCUUUUCAACGUUUUUUGAAAGUAGUGACAACCCUAACAGACCUUGACAAGGCAAAGAACCUAGCUGCUCAGCUAUUUGUGGAUAUUGUUGGAGGAUUCAUUAAGCAUGAUGAGAGGAUAGCUGUGAAGAUUUUACAGGUAUUUGACAUUCAAUUGACCAACAUCGAGAAAGUUCGGUUUGACUCGAAGGCAAGAAAUGGGUGUUGCUCUAGCUCAGCUAAAGACUUCGUCGAGCAAUAUGUUUCUCAGUUAGUAGAAACUCAGUCUUACACGACAGCAGUUGAUGUAUUGGAGCAUUUCUCCAUUCGCCAAUCUGGGCAGUCUCUUCUCUAUAGCAUGUUGCAGAACAAUGAAUUCAAAGCUGCUGAGAAAUGGGCGACAUUCAUGGGAAGACCAAUGUUAUGUCUGCUUGUCCAAGAGUUGAUGAAUAGAAACAAGGUAAAAAGUGCAUAUGGCAUUGUAAAGACAAAUGGUCUUCAGACGGAAUUCCCUGAUGUCUAUCAGAAGUGUAAAGAGAGCUCCUUGAAGAAUUUAGCUGAAAAAGGAUGCUGGGAUGUUGCUGAGGCAAAAACAAAGAGCAAUAGACAAUUUCUAGAAUAUCUGGUUUACUUGGCGUUGGAGGCUGGUUAUUUUGAAAAGGUUGAUGAACUUUGCAAUAGGUACUCCCUUACAGGUUUUUUGAAUAUCAAAGAACGCGAGGGAGCUUAUGGACAGAACCAUUAUCUGAAUCUUAAUCAACUAAUUACUGGAGAUAUAUUGUGGGUCGAUAAAGCUGAUGCUUUACAUAAUGCAGUAUGCCAUAUUGAGGAAUGUAAAGUUAUUGGUAUUGAUUGUGAGUGGAAACCUAACUAUAUAAAGGGCAGGAAACCGAACAAAGUAUCUAUUAUGCAAAUUGCUUCCGAGGAAAAGGCUUUCAUCUUUGACUUGAUCAAGUUAUAUAAUGAUGUCCCCGACAUUCUAGACAAUUGCCUGACUCGCAUCUUGCAGUCUUCUAGUAUUUUGAAGCUUGGUUACAAUUUUCAAUGCGACAUAAAGCAACUGUCCCAUUCAUAUGGAUCAUUAGAGUGUUUCAAACAUUAUGAUAUGUUACUGGACAUUCAAAAUGUAUUUAAGGACCACACUGGAGGUCUAUCUGGGCUUGCGAAGAAAGUAUUGGGAGCUGGAUUGAACAAGACGAGAAGAAAUAGUGACUGGGAGCAGCGGCCCUUGACAGUGAAUCAGCUAGAAUAUGCAGCUCUUGAUGCUGUUGUGCUCGUCCAUAUCUUCCGACACGUUGGAGAUCAGUCACAGCCAUCUACGACAGCCGAGGCGCAAAAACGACUCGAGUGGAAAUCCUUUAUUGUCUCCCACAUGGAUAACCCCCCGAAACCGAGGAAAAAAAACAGAAGCAACAUGGAACCAAAAGUUGCAACCAACAUGUGAUGUUAAUCAUCUUAGGAUCUUUAUGGUACACUUCUGCCCUUAUGUACAUAUUUAACAUAUUUAAAUCAGAAUUAUCUGUUGAUCUUCCAUGUGUUUCUGUUGUUAUAGUACGUCUGUUCAUUAUUAAAAAUGGUCUUGCUACUAUGGAUGAUGCUGGAAAUUCUGUUUAAAUAUUAUCGUUACCCAA